Messenger RNA from Vicia villosa (hairy vetch), 717 nucleotides. RefSeq lists its product as uncharacterized. Lineage: Eukaryota; Viridiplantae; Streptophyta; Magnoliopsida; Fabales; Fabaceae. The coding region runs from base 1 to 717 and encodes 238 amino acids. The record is from RefSeq and is a predicted model, not a curated record. The transcript has a single exon.
AUGGUGCACCCUGAUAAUAUCUCAAAAGAAUUAGUUUCUACAAACGAUGUUUCUCCGAUUGUUCAAGGGGUUGUCGUAAAGUUGGUAGAUGUUGGCGGUGACUUUAAUAACAAGCAAGAGUUUGAUGAUCAUGAUACCAUGCUCACAUGGAUUCGUAGGACUGCAACUAGACUUGGUUUUGGUGUGGUUAUAGGAAGAUCAGAUAAUGGUUCGGAAAGAAGUAACGUUUUUGUAACUUUGUUGUGUGAAAGAAGCGUGAAAUACCAAACUCCUCUACGAAAGUUUAAAAGAGACGACACGGGUAGUAGAAAUGUGAAGGUCCUUUUAAAAUUUGUGGUUACAUGUUUGGCUACCAAGAAGUGGAAAUUUAGUGUUAUUUAUGGUUUGUAUAACCAUGAAUUGUGCUCAAAGUUACAAGGACAUCCUAGUGUAUGUCGGCUCAAACCGAAAGGGAAGACACAUAUUAGUGACAUGAUCUUGAAUCUUGUCCAACCGAAAAAUACACUUCCCACAUUGAAACGAAAGGAACAUGACAAUGUAUCAAAUAUAAGGCAAGUGUAUAACAUUCUAUACCGCACUAACAAGGCGAUUAGGAGAGAUAGAAGUGAGAUGCAACAGCUGUUAAAUAAUGGCACAACUUAUGGGAACCAAAUUAUGAUUUUCUGGUAUUAUGUUUCUGGUUUCUUUCAUAAAUAUACAUACGGACAUGUUCCGUAA